CCACUCCUCUCUCUUUCUCUUUUACUCUUGCCCUCGCUCUUCUCUCUCUCUCCCAUCCCUAAACCAAGUACAGGGAUAGCUGUCUCAUUGUUAGUGACUUAAAAUGAUGCUUUUGAGCAAGAAGAUGCUGGGUGCUUUUGGUGACUAAUACCAUCCCCACCUUUUUCUUUUCAACUCCUAAGCUAUUGUUUACCAGCACAUUCUUUUCUUCCCAUUGCCACUAAAGCAGCAUGUUCUUUGAAGGGAAAGCAUAAUUGCUUUCUUUUCUAGGUCCUUAAACCCUUUGCUAAUGUUUCUGUCUGUGAGCUCCCGAAGCCAAAGCUGAAGCCGGGGUUCUAGGAGAGUUCGGCGCGUCUGAACAGCUGACCCAUGAAAUCAUGGAGUAAGGCAGGAGAGGCUUUGCCAAACCAGUUCACCCAGGUUGUCUCAUCUACUACCCCCCAAAUCCUCAAGAGGCUGGAGCUGCCAGCCACUUUUAGGUGCUGCACUGCCCGGAGGCCUGGGCCAUGCCUGGGAGUGAGGAAAGCUCUGGAAGCUCAUCUGGAGGAAGAAGCAUGCAGGGAACCCCCAGACGAGGCCUGGGCCCCAGACCACCUCCUGUGAACAAGUGGACACUCUUGCUCUGCAGCUUUAUCCUGGCAGCGGCUUGGGGCCAAAUGAAUUUCACAGGAGACCAGGUUCUUCGCAUCCUGGCCAAAGAUGAGAAGCAGCUGUCACUUCUCAGGGAUCUGGAGUCCCUCAAACCCCAGAAGGUGGACUUCUGGCGUGGCCCAGCCAGACCCAGCCUUCCUGUGGACAUGAGAGUUCCUUUUUCUGAACUGGAUGACAUCAAAGCUUACUUGGAGUCUCAUGGCCUUGCUUACAGCGUUAUGAUUAAGAAUGUCCAGGUGCUGCUGGAUGAGGAGAGAGAAGCCAUGGCAAAGGCUCGCCGGCUGGAGCGCAGCACCAGUAGCUUCAGCUACUCCUCUUACCACACCCUGGAGGAGAUCUACAGCUGGAUCGACAACUUUGUAACUGAGCAUUCAGAUAUCGUCUCCAAAAUUCACAUUGGCCACAGCUUUGAAAACCGGUCCAUUCUUGUCCUGAAGUUCAGCACUGGAGGCUCUCAGCGCCCGGCCAUCUGGAUCGACACUGGGAUUCACUCCCGGGAGUGGAUCACUCAUGCCACUGGCAUCUGGACUGCCAAGAAGAUUGUCAGCGAGUAUGGCAAAGACGGCAUCUUGACAAACAUACUGAAGGCCAUGGACAUCUUCAUAGAGCUCGUCACCAACCCUGAUGGGUUCGCUUUCACCCACAGCAUGAACCGUUUGUGGCGGAAGAACAAGUCUAUCAGACCAGGAGUCUUCUGCAUUGGCGUGGAUCUCAACAGGAACUGGAAAUCAGGCUUUGGAGGAAAUGGCUCUCACAGCAACCCCUGCUCAGAGACAUACCAUGGGCCGUCACCUCAGUCAGAGCCAGAGGUGGCCGCCAUUGUGGACUUUAUCACAGGCCAUGGGAACUUCAAGGCUCUGAUCUCCAUCCACAGCUACUCUCAGAUGCUCAUGUAUCCAUAUGGCCACUCUGUGGAACCUAUUUCAAACCAAAAGGAACUGUACAGUCUUGCCGAGGAUGCAGUGAAGGCUCUGUAUGAGGUGCAUGGGAUCAAGUACAUUUUUGGCAGCAUCAGUACCACCCUCUAUGUAGCCAGUGGAGUCACCGUGGACUGGGCCUAUGACAAUGGCAUCAAGUAUGCCUUUACAUUUGAGCUCCGGGACACAGGGCACUAUGGCUUCCUGCUGCCAGCUACACAGAUCAUCCCCACGGCUCAGGAGACGUGGAUGGCGAUCCGGACCAUAAUGGAGCACACCCUGAAUCACCCCUACUAGCAAUACUACUGAGAGUACAGCAGGCAAAACCUGCCUCCUCCCCAAGGCCUAGGGCUCCUCCUAAAACCCAGGUUAUGCAUCCCCUCCCCACACCUUUGCCCAGACUGCAGAGAAAUAAAUAUAAGUUUGAACAGG
This is a messenger RNA of Chinchilla lanigera (long-tailed chinchilla), 2000 nucleotides long. RefSeq names its product carboxypeptidase A5 (gene Cpa5). Gene Ontology annotation, molecular function: metallocarboxypeptidase activity; zinc ion binding. The record is from RefSeq and is a predicted model, not a curated record. The coding region runs from base 507 to 1865 and encodes 452 amino acids. The transcript has 13 exons. Lineage: Eukaryota; Metazoa; Chordata; Mammalia; Rodentia; Chinchillidae. Gene Ontology annotation, biological process: proteolysis.